This is a messenger RNA of Gadus macrocephalus (Pacific cod), 4173 nucleotides long. Its product is annotated as E3 SUMO-protein ligase ZBED1-like. Gene Ontology annotation, molecular function: DNA binding; protein dimerization activity. The record is from RefSeq and is a predicted model, not a curated record. The transcript has 7 exons. Lineage: Eukaryota; Metazoa; Chordata; Actinopteri; Gadiformes; Gadidae. The coding region runs from base 1 to 3291 and encodes 1096 amino acids.
AUGGAUCUCAUCCCCAAACCCAACUGCAAGUCCACCGUGUGGCAGUACUUUGGCCUGAUCCCGGACGAUUAUGGGAAACCCCUGGAUCCCUGCAACCCCAUAUGUCGUCUGUGCCGGAGGAUCGUUCACAGCAAGAACGGGAGCACGACCAACCUCAGAGCUCACCUGAGGACCCGCCACCGGAAGAUGCUGGUUGCUCAGCCACGCGAUUUCCCCGUUCUGGAUUCCGGUUCAGAGAACCCCUUGAAGGACGCCCCGAGCCCGAGCCCGAGCCCCCUGACCGCCCCGACCCAGAACUACGUCUCGGACGCCUCGGUUCCGCCGGCGGACCCCGGGCUGGAGGUGGGGCCCUCGCGGGCGGCCCUCUCCCUCCCCUUCUGCCUCAACCUGUGGCUGGAGCCCGAGCCCAGCGAGGCGGCGUCCCCCGGGGCCUCGUCCAAGGAGUGGGUGGUGGAGAUGGGCGUCCACGCCAAGCUCCACCUCCAGGAGGGCCUCGUCUUCGGACCCUUCGUGGGGGAGCUGGUCCGAGGGGCGCCGCGGAGCACUCUCAGCCACGCCUGGAUCAUUAGGGAGGAAUCAGAGUUCUACUACGUAGAUGCUUCAGAUGAAAACAAAUCCAACUGGAUGAGGUACGUCUCAUAUGCCGCUAAGGAGGAGGAUCACAACCUGAUUGUGAUCCAGAUCAACCAGCAGAUCUACUACAAGACCUCCAAGCCGAUCCCCGAGGGAGGAGAGCUCAAGGUCCGCAUCGGAGAGGACUACGCUGCUGUACUGUGCCUGGAUCCCGCCGAUACGAGGUGCGACUUCGGGAAAAAGGAGAGCAUCCUGCGCCUCUACCUGGACGUCCAGCUGGUGACCUUAGAGGAGCCCAGCUCCUCGCUGUGCUUCACCCACGGCCAGGUCCAGGACGCCAUGCCCAUCAUCCACAAGGUGACCAGCACCUCCACCCCGGACUCUGCCCUCGACUCCGGUGGCGGCACUGCCACCGCCGGAGUCGCGUACGGCCCCGCCUACCUCCACGAAGAGUACAACUUUUUCCCCGGGACGGAGAACCUCAUGAACCACCCGACUCAAGGCCACAGCAGACUCUGGUACUUCUACGGCUUCAGGCCGGACCCCAGCGGUCAGCCCCUCGACUGGAGCACGGCAGUGUGUAAGCUCUGUGGGAACCAGGUCGCCUUGGGAGACACAGUGAGCCACCUGAGGGACAAGCACCAGAUCAGUUCGCAUCGGUUCAUCAGGGGCCAGAGGAUCAGGAACCCUCUAUAUGCUCAGAAGUCCACGUCGCUGACCCCAGCCCGCAGCGGCUCUCCCGACUGGGCCUCCACGCCCCCCUUCCUCCUCAGUACUCCGGCCACGGACACUCUGGUCAGCGCCGUCUGCAACUUCCUGAUCCGGGACCUCUACCCACCGGCCAUGGUGGAAGGGCAGGGUUUCAAGGAGUUGAUGCAUACCCUCGCGCCGUCCAACAAAGACCUGCCCACUGCCCGCGCCCUGGAGGCCCUCCUGAAGGACCUCCACGCCAGGGAGGAGAAACGUCUGCGCCAGCUCCUGAGGUGCACCGCGGCGGGCCAAGACGAGGACGAGAACGCGUUCGACUACACGUCGCAGUCGGAGACCCAGGAGACGUCGUUUCGCCACACGACGGACGCGUCGCGCCCGGUGACUCUGAGCGUGGACGUCUGGCGGCAUGUCUGGCUCGGGGACGCCAGCAGGAACGCCACCCUCUGGGUGCACUAUGUCGACGCCAACUUUGAUCCUCAGAACUGGGCGCUGACCACCCAGAGGCUGACGGAGACGGAGACGGACGGGGUGGUGGCCCAGGUGAAGACGAUGGCCCUGGAGUGGGGGAUCCCUCACUCCCACCUGGUCCUGCUCGGUGGAGACGCGGUGGAGAACGGCGCCUCGGGCCCGAGAAGGCCCAAACAAAGUGGCGAGCCGGACGGACGGGACCCCGCGCCCAGUCCGACCAUCCCGACCAUCCCCUGCUUCUUCAACGCCGUGCGAGGCUGCGUCGAAGAAGUGAUGUCGUUGCCCAUCAUCUCGGACACCCUGAGAAUGUUCCAAGACGUCCUCUCGGGAAUGUUCACGCACGCGACGAGCAACCCGUUCCACCCUCAGAUCGAGCUGCUGCUGCUCAAGAUGGCGCCGGGGGAACGAGCUCAUCUAAAGUCGUGGGCUCACAGCCCGCUCGGCUGGAAAAGCCUCUUCACCGCGGUAAACAUUCUCAACAAGCACAGCAAGCUGCUCUCCGAGCUGAUAAAGCUGGAGAACGGCACCAUCAUCAAACACGAGCACCCCGUCGAGGGGGACUCCAGCGCGGGCGGCGCUGCGGUUCUCGGCGAGUCCGAAUGGACGGUUCUGCAGGAGCUCUGCUCGGUGCUGAAGCCCAUGGACGUCGCCUGUCGGACCCUCGCCAAGGAGGCCUUCCCCUGCCUCUCCAUGAUCAAGCCCAUGCUCAUCGGCCUGCUCACGCGCCACCUGGUGUCCCAGCCCGGCGAGGUGUCGCCCCUCACCAAGGGGGUGAAGAUGAGGAUGAGGGAGAGGCUGGCAGCCUGCUACAAGGACCCCGCGGUGAACCGGAUUCUGUGCGUGGCGUGCUCUCUGGACCCCCAGUUCCGUCACCUGGGGUUCAUGGAGGCCAAGGAUAAAACCGCCACACACGAUUGGCUGAAGGAGGAGGCGGUCAAGAUGAUGAAGGAGGACCAGAGGGGGCGGAGCGCGUCCGGCGAGCGCGGCGGCGGCCGCAUCAAGAGAAGCCCCUCCCUCUCCUCCUCCGACUCCUACGACCACCAGCCGCGGCGGAGCAAGCGCAUCAAGAACGCCCCGCCCGUCCGCUUCACGGGCUGCGACGACGCCGAGGACGAGGACAGCGACGACGAAGGCGAGGAAGGGGCGGAGAAGGACUCGACGGAGGCGGAGUCCCAGGGCGGCCUCUCCGGGAUGCAGUUCCUGCUGGGCGACCUGCUGGGCGGCCCCCCCGCGGCGGGCAUGGCGGCGCAGGCGGCGGAGGAGGAGGCGGCGGACAUGGAGCUGAGCCUCUUCACGGCCGACAAGAGGCCCUCCGCCGGGGUGGAGCCGUUGCAGUGGUGGAAGGCCAAGGCGGGGCAGUUCCCCCUGCUGGCGGCCGUGGCCCGGGUGUACCUGGCGGCCCCCGCCGUCGCGGGCGGCGGCGCGGUGGGCUUUGCGACGGACGGAGGCGUCGCCAACAAGAGGAGGAACAUACCGCCGGAGAGCCUGGCGGAGAUGUUGUUCUUGCAUCACAACCACGUCACCACGCCGGCGGAUUGAGGGUACUUUGAGAAUCGGGACGUGAGGCAGAAGAACGACCGUGGCGUUGGAGAUGCAACGCCGGCCUUGUGGGCGGGACGUCCUUUUGAACUGACUGUUAACUGUUAACUGACUCCUAGGAUUUCAGACCCUGAUGUCUUGGUCUCAUUAUGUCUGGAGAUUAUUUUACUUUUUGUCACUGCCGUUUAGGUUUCUUAUAGUCGUCGUUUAGGUUUCUUUUAGCCGUCAAAAGGUCAGAAUCAGUGGUCCAGGGUGCCUGAAAUGUAUUGACACCACCUUCUCUCUGUGGGGGAUCUGAUAUGGUCAAUGACACCAUUAGUACUUAGGUAGCUAAUUUUGUAUUGCAUUUUAUCUGUUUUAUGUUGUAUUUGUGAAACUUUCCAAACCUGUUACCCAACCUCGUCCCUUCCUACAACUUUAUCCUCAUUGGGUCUACUGGGAUCUAAGCACAUGUGCAUACGAAAGAAAGUUAAAUGGGUUUGGGAAGUUCUGGAAGCGAGUCAUGGUGAUGAUUUUCAAAGAGGAUGAGCUUUCCUUGUUGCAGAAUCUUGGAUUACUGUAAAUCGAAACACUGCAUUCAAGCAAUGGUCACUGGUAUUCUGUCUUUAACGCCUUCUUAAAGGAAUGCUCCUUUUGUUUCUCAAUCCUGCCAGCAGCCCAAUCGACCGAGUAAGCAUUUGACCGAAAUUAGCUGAAAUGAGGACGGGGGUGAAAUCAGCUAGGUCAGUGAUGGUACAAUGCACCAUGCUGCAAUUUCACUCGUCUCUUUGCGGAAUGUGAAUCUUAUUUCCAAAAAUGAGGUAGUUCAUCAUUCGUACAUGUGAACGUCCCAGGCCUGCGCCGAGAAUAGUUUUGGUGCUGUGCAAAAAAAACCAAAACAAA